Messenger RNA from Dermacentor silvarum, 478 nucleotides. RefSeq lists its product as uncharacterized. The transcript has 3 exons. The coding region runs from base 35 to 478 and encodes 147 amino acids. Lineage: Eukaryota; Metazoa; Arthropoda; Arachnida; Ixodida; Ixodidae. The record is from RefSeq and is a predicted model, not a curated record.
UGUUGUGUCCACGGGAUGCUCCUUAUGUGCAGCGAUGGACGGCACCACUGUGCUUUUGAUCGAAGGUGCAAAAGAACGUCGAAAUCAGCGUUCCGAGGAGGGUCCGUCGGCGGAGGUGCGUCAGCCCUCGCAAAUCCAGGAGGAGAGCGACCUGGACGCUCGCCUCCGAACGGCCAUCACAGUAGGCGUGAUGACCAUGGUGAUCCUGGGCCUGUUGGCCAUGGUCUACGCCUUCAACGAGGCGCAGCGGCAGCUGGAAUACCUGCAAGACUCGGACAACGUGAAACCCAUUGAGUGCCCUCCGCCGCGGCGCUCUGGCAGCUGGGAUACCCGACUCGUGGUGACUCUCGUCGGCGUCGCGCUGCUCUUUUUCAUCACUCUCACAGCGGCGACCUUUAUCCUCAAGCGCUCGGACGCCAACGUCGACAUCGCUGAUGAAACGAGUGCGCCCAUGAAGAAGCGAACCAUAUUCUUGUAA